CCGCCCCUCUGAGUGAGUGUAGUUGACCAAAAACUUGCAUGAUACGACCCGACUGUGUGUGAGUUUUGAGUGCUUAUCUACCACAGUUGAACAUAAUCCAACAUCUUCUAAGGCUGACAUUUUAAGAGGUAUGGAUGUGUCUGAGACAGAUGUGCUUGUUAAAAGGAAAGUGGACUUAAACCGCGGACAUAGUGUGGCUCUGUUUGAUGCGCUUAGAGCCUUCCCGCUAUUUUGUGGCUAACUAACUAGCUAGCUAACGUUAGCUGUUGUUGAUUACUUAGCUUCGUGGGAAGAGGCCGCCUGCCGUCAAGCUAGCUAGUCAUUUAAACACACUCACGGAGCACCAGAAAACUUCCGUUAACGCUAAACUAACACUGCUAACACCGCGGCUCGUGUGGCUUUCUCACAAUCUGGAAAACACCGUCAGGUUUGAGGAUAAACUCCGUUAACGUGUUAGCAGUUCUGUGUUAGCUGGUUGCUAACAGCAGUAAAGUGGACAGACCAGCCUCAAACACAGAUUUGGCUCUCUGCAUAAAACAGAAUGUCUAAAGGUGAACCAGAAGAGAUGAUAGAGAUCGAGAUCGAUGAACAGGAGAAGCAGGCAUGUCUGGAGGAAGGUGUUGAGGAGCAGACCAUCACUGCAUCAGACUUGAUUCAACAAGAUAUCGACAUCAAUGAGCCCGUUGGCAAUUUAAAGAAGCUUUUGGAGCCCCGGAUCCAAAUAUCACUGGAUGCAUAUGAGAUCUGCUUACAGGACAUUCAGCUUCACCCCGACCACAGCCUCUUCGACCAGGGAGUAAAGACGGAUGGCACAGUGCAGCUCAGCCUGCAGAUAAUAACCAAGCCUGGUGAGGAGAAGUUGAACAUUUUGGAGAUUGUGAAGCCGGUGGAAACGGUCGAGGUGGUGAUUGAUCCAGAUGCAGCGGGAGAGGAGGGCACUCUGAUGGAGGAGGGUCAUCUCAUUGCCGUGGAUCGGUCUGGCCUGUCUGACGAGACGUCGGAGCAGGUUACACGCUGGGCCGCAGCACUUGAAGGCUACCGCAAAGAGCAGGUUCGCCUGGGCAUACCAUAUGAUCCUGUGCUCUGGUCAGCUGACCAGGUGAUCCACUGGGCUGUGUGGGUAAUGAAAGAGUUUAACAUCGACGAGAUGGAAAUAGGCAGCAUUCACAUCCCGGGUCGUGAUCUGUGCUUAUUCAGCCAGGAAGAGUUCCUUCAGAAAGUGCCCAACGGAGAGAUUCUCUGGAGUCACCUGGAACUCCUGCGCAAAUAUGUGUUGGCGAGCCAGGACCAGUCUGGAGGGGACGCUACUGUCACCAUUGAUCAACCUGUGCAGAUAAUCCCAGCUCAGGUGAGCACACCCACUACCAUUAAGGUGCUGAAGCAGAGCCGUGGCCCCAGAACUCCCCGGAUCUCUGGAGGAGAGGAGCGCAGCUCACCUGGUAACCGCACAGGCAACAACGGCCAGAUCCAGCUUUGGCAGUUCCUGCUGGAGCUGCUGACAGACAAGGAUGCGAGAGACUGCAUCUCUUGGGUGGGCGAGGAGGGCGAGUUCAAACUCAACCAGCCGGAGCUUGUGGCGCAGAAAUGGGGCCAGCGCAAGAACAAGCCUACUAUGAACUAUGAGAAACUCAGCAGAGCCCUCAGGUAUUACUACGACGGGGACAUGAUCAGCAAGGUGCAGGGCAAGCGCUUCGUCUACAAGUUUGUGUGCGACCUGAGAACUCUGAUCGGCUACAGCGCUGCCGAGCUCAACAACCUGGUGACCGACUGCGAGCAGAAGAAACUGGCUCGCAUGCAGAUGCACGGCAUCGGACAUCCCAUCACGACGGUGACGCUGGCCACCACCACGCUAGACAAAGACAGUUAAGAGGAGGCCGCGUUAAAGCGCCCUCCAGCUGCCAAAGUGUGCUCUCCACCGCUGACUGGAAAUUAAAUCAACUUUCUUCUUCUUCUUCUGACACAACUGUGUCCAGCAGGCACAGAAACACAAGGCUGAUCCCUGAUCAGCGUGGACUAUCAACUUUAUCAUUGUCUUUACUGUUCAAAGUUUGACUGAGGCGGGUAAAAGGGUGUUUUCUUUGUAUCUUUUCCUUAACUCUAACCAAGAGAAGUGUGUUCAGAAUGAGGUGGCCGAAUGUGAGAAAUGUUGUGUGCAUCUGACUGAAUGCUGGAAUGCAUGACUGAGUUAUGCGCUUUGUGUAAUGCGUUCAUUGUCUCUAGUUUAGGAUCAUUUCCACUGUAUAUACCGGUAUUUCAUGUUUUUGAUAGUCACCAGGACAAGUGUAUUUUCAUACUUUCCAUUAAUAGACCUGUUUUGUAUUUUAUUUAGUGUUUGUUCCCUGAAUUGUUGGACCCUUUUUUGUCCACUAGAGGGAAUAAAGUGGCAAGCAUUUUUUUCUAAA
This is a messenger RNA of Anarrhichthys ocellatus (wolf-eel), 2402 nucleotides long. RefSeq names its product GA binding protein transcription factor subunit alpha (gene gabpa). The record is from RefSeq and is a predicted model, not a curated record. Gene Ontology annotation, biological process: regulation of transcription by RNA polymerase II; cell differentiation. The transcript has 10 exons. Gene Ontology annotation, molecular function: DNA-binding transcription factor activity, RNA polymerase II-specific; sequence-specific DNA binding. Gene Ontology annotation, cellular component: nucleus. Bases 542 to 1867 code for a protein of 441 amino acids. NCBI's taxonomy places the organism in Eukaryota, Metazoa, Chordata, Actinopteri, Perciformes, Anarhichadidae.